GAAUAGCCCAUCAGAUUUUAUAGAAAAGAUAAUUUAUUAAUUUGGUAUAAUUAUUUUGGAAAAUUACCAAAAACACUGACAGUAUAAAUAUUUGUCGAUUUGAAGUGAUAGUGGAGAUCUAAUCAUUUUCCCUUUCAUUCAAUAAAACAUGAUCUCUUCAUUUAGUAUAACAGUUUUAUUUGUUACCUGUUUAUUCUCAAACUUGAAUGGAUUCCCUACAGAUGAAUACGCUUCGAAUACAUACCCUGCAGAGACAUGUCUUGAACCAAUCAAAACAGGUCCAUGUGUAGCUCAUUUUAUAGCGUAUGCCUACAGUGUACAACUGAAUCGUUGUGUACCAUUCUUAUACGGUGGAUGUUUGGGAACCAGAAAUCGAUUCGAUACAGAAUACGAUUGUAUGGAAACCUGUGCACCAUAUUUAAAUCGUGAUAAAUAUACAAAUAAUAAACAAUUUAAUAAUUGACCAUUUCAAUGUUACACUGAUCCUGACGCAACUUAAUUGGUCAUCUUUCAAUAAAUAAAAUAUUGUUUUCUCUC
Heterobilharzia americana is the source of this 537-nucleotide messenger RNA. NCBI's taxonomy places the organism in Eukaryota, Metazoa, Platyhelminthes, Trematoda, Strigeidida, Schistosomatidae. The record is from the annotation of a GenBank genome assembly.